Hevea brasiliensis (rubber tree) is the source of this 2034-nucleotide messenger RNA. Its product is annotated as glucose-6-phosphate 1-dehydrogenase, chloroplastic. Gene Ontology annotation, cellular component: chloroplast stroma. Gene Ontology annotation, biological process: pentose-phosphate shunt, oxidative branch; glucose metabolic process. Lineage: Eukaryota; Viridiplantae; Streptophyta; Magnoliopsida; Malpighiales; Euphorbiaceae. Gene Ontology annotation, molecular function: NADP binding; glucose-6-phosphate dehydrogenase activity. The transcript is spliced from 10 exons. Bases 156 to 1934 code for a protein of 592 amino acids. The record is from RefSeq and is a predicted model, not a curated record.
GUUUGGUCUUUUACAAAGGCCAGGAUCGUUAAAAAGAGAUAUAGACGAGUUUUGGUCCCAAGAAGCAAACCAUACUUCCUCUUAGGCUCCAUAAAAUAUCAGUUUCUGUCGCUUUUUAAAAGAAAAAUCUGACUUCUACAAGCUAACUCAUUUGCAUGGCUAUCCGUUUGAAUCCUUGCCGUUCUUCUAGCUCCAAAGCCUUUUCCAGUAUAUCUUCAGUUGCUAAUGAGAUAAUACAGCCAAGAAUUUGUUUAGCCUCCUGGAAUCCCCAGAAUUAUUCAAGAAUUUGUCGAUGGAAGCAUUUUCAGCUGAAAGCAUCAAAUGUGCAACCGUUAAAUGCCUUGUCUUUGCAGGCUGGUGCAUCUGCAAGCUCUCUGAGGAUAGAACGUGUUGAAACUCCAGCUGAAGAGAAUGGUGUUCAACUCUUGGAAACAGAGAAAACAGAGUCUAGUACUUCUCUCAGUAUUGUUGUUGUUGGAGCUUCAGGGGACCUUGCCAGGCGGAAAAUCUUCCCAGCACUCUUUGCACUUUUCUGCGAAGAUCGCCUACCUCAGAAUGUUACAAUUUUUGGCUAUGCACGUAGCAAGAUGACCAAUGAGGAGCUCAGGAACAUGAUAAUCAUGAAUCUGACUUGCAAAAUAGACAAGAGGCAAAAUUGCAAUGAAAAGAUGGAUCAAUUUCUAAAGAAAUGCUUUUGCCAUUCGGGUCAGUACAGUUCAGAAAAGCAUUUCAUGGAGUUAGACGAGAAGCUCAAAGAGAAAGAGUCUGGAAGAUCAUCAAAUAGGUUGUUUUAUUUGGCAAUACCUCCAAGUAUGUUUAUAGAUGCUGUGAGAUGUGCGAAACGCAGUGCUUCUUCAGGCAAUGGCUGGACUAGGGUCAUUGUUGAGAAACCUUUUGGUCAUGACAUAACCUCAUCAAGAGAGAUGACAGGAUGCCUCAAGCAAUAUCUGACUGAGGACCAAAUAUUCAGAAUCAACCAUCACAUGGGCGAGGAGCUUGUGGAGAAUCUGUUGGUGCUUCGCUUCUCCAACCUUAUUUUUCAGCCUUUAUGGUCUCGGAAAUACAUCCGCAAUGUGCAAUUCAUAUUUUCUGAAGAUUUUGGUACAGCGAAAAGAGGCAGAUACUUUGAUAACUAUGGAAUCAUUCGGGAUAUUAUACAAAAUCAUCUCCUCCAAAUACUAGCACUAUUUGCAAUGGAGACGCCUGUCAGUUUGGCAGCAGAGGACAUCAGGAAUGAAAAGGCGAAGGUUUUGCGCUCAAUAAGUCCUGUUCAGCUAGAAGAUGUAGUUGUUGGCCAAUAUAAGAAUGACGGCCAUGGCCAAGGAAUUACAUCCCAUGGUCAUCCUGCUUAUACUGACGACCCAACUGUGUCAACUAAUAGCCUGACGCCAACUUUUGCAGCAGCAACACUCUUUAUCAAUAAUUCUCGUUGGGAUGGAGUUCCUUUCCUGAUGAUCGCAGGAAAGGCACUUCAUUCAAAGCGAAUGGAGAUCAGAGUUCAGUUCAGACACGUUCCUGGUAACUUGUACAACAGAAACUUCGGAACUGACUUAGAUAAGGCCACCAACGAGCUUGUGCUACGAGUUCAACCUGAUGAAGCUAUUUACCUGAAGAUCAACAACAAGGUUCCAGGUCUUGGAAUGAGAUUGGAUCUCAGUCACCUUAAUUUGCUCUACAAAUCAAUGAAUGAAAGAGAAAUUCCGGAUGCAUAUGGAAGGUUACUCUUAGAUGCAAUAGAAGGAGAGAGAAGGUUGUUUAUAAGAAGUGAUGAGCUUGAUGCAGCUUGGGGAGUAUUCUCACCAUUGCUGAAGGAAUUAGAAGAGAAAAAGAUUGUCCCAGAGCUCUACUCGUAUGGAAGCAGUGGUCCAGCAGGUGUUCACUACCUUGCUGCCAAGCACAGUAUUCGCUGGGGAGAAUUCGGUGAUGACCCAUGAGGAAUCUUGAAUUGUAACUUAUAUAUAGGUAGGUUGUUUGGUUUUAAAUCAUUGCUCACAUUUUGAAUUUUCUUGUUUAAUUUUUUUUUCUUGUUGAUAA